AUGGCUUCCGUGACUUCUUUGGAUAAAGACUUGCGCAAUAUGCGCCUGUCCCGCUAUACCCCGCAGGCAGCCGCCGAGGUGCGCGACUGGAUCGAGGAGGUGCUACGGGAGAAACUACCGUCGAGUGAUCUUAUUGAAGGGCUUAAAGAUGGAGUCGCCCUAUGCAAACUGGUCAAUCUGGCUGUGUCACCAGGCGUCAAGUAUAAGCCAUCUGCGAUGCCAUUUGUACAGAUGGAGAACAUCUCCCAUUUCCUCCGUGCAUGCCAGAUGGCGCCCCUGAAUCUGCCUCCACAUGACGUCUUUCUGACCGUCGAUCUAUAUGAAUCGAAAGACCCGGCCCAAGUGCUCCAAUGUCUCGCAGCAUUCAGUCGGCGUGCGAAUGCUCUUGCGCCCACCACAUUCCCCCGAACAGUUGGCCCUCAGAGCAAGCGUGGGAUGGUGAGCCCGAAUGCCACAGGCUCUUCUAGUCCUGGCACUUUUACUCCCCGGAACGGACGGGCGUCCAGCAACGCUAGCGAUGCGGUCCCUUCUGGUCCAGGGCGACCAGGGAGCCCUUCGAAACCAUCAGGCUCUCUGGGCUCCUGGAACAAGAAACCGGAUGGGUCUUCAGCCGCACCCGCGUGGAAUAUUCACCAGUACGGCUAUAUGGGUGGAGCUAGUCAAGGCAACCAGGGCAUUGCAUUUGGUGCGCGGCGGCAGAUUACAACCCCAGGUCCUGCAGUCCCCAGCCUUGCAGAGAAAGAGAAACGCAGACGUGAAGAGGAAGACAGAAUUCGCAAGGAGAAUGAGGAGAGAGAGGAGAUUGAAAGGGCUCGCCAGCGUGAACAAGAGGAGUUGGAGGCCCAGGCUAGGGCCGAAGAAGCGCGACGAUGGGAAGAAGAGACGAAUCGCCUCAGGGAGAAAGAGCUUCGGGAACUGGAAGAGGAGAGAAAGCGAUGGGAUGCAGAGAAGCGUCAGUGGGAAGAAGAGGAGCAGCGCCGUAUGGCUGAGGAGAAUGAAGCAGAGGAACGCCUCGAAAAGGAGCGGCAACGUCGACAGGGUGUCAAUGAUGCUCGCCUCAAUGGGCAGUUUCUCAGCCAAUACCAGUCCAGCCAGAACAUCCCUGCUGCGAGUGGAGCUGGAACCGUUGAUGAGACACCGGAGAGUCGUCGCAUUAAGGAGUUAGAGCGAGAGCUUGAGCUAGCCAAAGAGCGGGAACGCCAGUAUCAGACAGAGAGACAGAGCAUCCCGGAUCAAAAAAGCGGCAAUGAGUCUCAGCCUCGCAGCCACAGCCGCCAACGUCCGAUACCUGUCCCUCCCAAGCCGAGCUACGACCUGUCCUCUCUGGAGCAGGAGCGCAGGAUGCUCCGUGGAGAAUGGCAGAAGAACCAAGAAAUGCCAGCUGCCCAGGAGGAAGCCGAGACCGCCACAGAAGAGCCAACACCAUCUCUACCCCCUCGCCCACUUCCUGAACCUGUUUCAGCGUCACAACCGACACUUCCACCCAGGGAUCUCCCUGCAGCUCCCCGGCCUCUUCCCGAUCCAGUAGCAUACACUGCCAACCGCAGCCGAGAGAGCCGCGCUGACCGGUUCCUUUCUUCAAACCCAGCCCCUGUCGCUCCUGUUCCAUCAGCUCAUCGAACCCAAGAUUAUACCUCAACUGGCGAGAUUGACGCCGAGAAUGAGCGCCGUGUGGCUUCGCAACAGAAAACUCGUGCGGGUGGUUGGGCAUCAAAGUCACUUUUGGAGCGUGAGAUGGAGCGUGAACGUGAACGCCAGCGCGAGUGGGAAGAUAACCAAAAGCAAACGCAGGCUGCCGCCGAGCGAGGCGUUCGCGAUCCCUCACUUGGCUCAGGACCGGGUCAGUCCUGGGAUGUUCACCAGUAUGGUUACUUGGGUGGUGACAACCAAAACCGUGGUGGUCCAGGACUCGGCAUUGGAGGUGCUAGACGCCAAAUUAUUGGUCCUCGGCCACCUCCGUAG
Penicillium macrosclerotiorum is the source of this 1962-nucleotide messenger RNA. RefSeq names its product calponin homology domain protein. The record is from RefSeq and is a predicted model, not a curated record. The transcript has 2 exons. Bases 1 to 1962 code for a protein of 653 amino acids. Gene Ontology annotation, molecular function: protein binding. Lineage: Eukaryota; Fungi; Ascomycota; Eurotiomycetes; Eurotiales; Aspergillaceae.